AUCUUAUCUUGUUUCCCCCAGACGCCAACCUAGAUGGGGGAUCUGCCGAGGCUCCUCGGAUACCCCAAGCCUCGGUGGAGUCUUUAUUGGGAUAGAAGAUCGCAAGAAUAUGUCGAGUAGUAGUUAGAUGGUUGAGUUCUUACAUAUUUCAGUUUCUUAUAUUCACUCUGGGGUCACAUUUAUACAAGCCCAGCCCUUCCCAUCUGUCAAAUCGGAUAUAAUGUCAGAGUCUAAGCCCAAAGUUCUGUUGUUCGAUAUAGGGGGUGUCUGUGUCGUUUCCCCUUUCCAAGCAAUCCUCGACUAUGAGUUAAGCCUGGGGAUCCCUCCAGGGUGGGUCAACUAUUCAAUAUCCAGGACUGCCCCCAAUGGCUUCUGGCAUCGAUUGGAAAAAGGAGAAAUCGAGAUGAAUGAAGAAUUCUUCAGAGGUUUCAGUCAAGACCUUCAUGAUCCCAUUAGAUGGGAGACCUUCUACAAGCGAGAGCAAAGCAAAAAUCCCAGUCUCCCAAAGGAAACCCCUCCAGUUCCUUCAGUCGAUGCAGAAUGGCUUUUCAACGAGAUGAUGACGGUUUCUAACAACCCCGACCCAUGGAUGUUCCCAGCAUUGAAAAAGCUGAAGGAGGAUGGGCGAUUCAUUCUCGCAGCUCUGAGUAAUACCGUCAUCUUUCCGCCUGGCCAUAAGCUCCACCUUGACCAUUUCUUUGACGAGCCUGUGCGGCAGAUAUUUGAUGUCUUCAUUUCUUCCGCCCAUGUUGGAAUCCGAAAGCCAGAUCCGGCCAUGUAUAAGCUUGCUCUCGACCGAGUAAACGAAUUCGCGAAAGCCAAUGCUCAUUCAGCUCGGGGAAAAAGCUUGAGCUGGGAGGUUGGUAUCAAGGCAGAGGAAGUAACUUUUCUCGAUGACAUCGGGGAGAAUUUGAAGGAAGCACGCAGACAAGGGCUGCAAACAAUCAAGGUGAACCUUGGUCGAGCAUUCGAGGCUGUUGAUGAGCUGGAGAGAGUGACUGGGUUGAAGCUCGCUGGUGAUCAUCCAAGGAUGCCCGUUGAACCAAAGGCUCAGAAAGUCAAGGCGAAAAUGUGAGAUAGAUUUAAAGAUAUUCAGGAACACUCGUAUAUCAAAUCUUCCUGGCGAUAUAGACGUAGAGAAUAUC
This is a messenger RNA of Fusarium oxysporum Fo47, 1145 nucleotides long. Its product is annotated as HAD-like domain-containing protein. Bases 128 to 1075 code for a protein of 315 amino acids. The record is from RefSeq and is a predicted model, not a curated record. NCBI's taxonomy places the organism in Eukaryota, Fungi, Ascomycota, Sordariomycetes, Hypocreales, Nectriaceae. The transcript has 2 exons.